AUGUUCACACAACCCGUCACUGCGCCCACGUCGCCGGGCCUGUCUGUCACGUCCGCCUCCGCAACCACUGUCUCGCCAGCCUCUCCCACCUCGCGAAGCGGCCGUCUGCGCGGGCUGAGCUACCUGCGAACCUACACCCAGCAGCACCUCCUGAACAGGGACAGUGGCUCUGGCAGUAGCACGCCCACCGCGGCACAACAGCAGUCGCCUGUGUCGCAUAGUUCGAGGAAUCUGCUCACCCGAUCCAUCAGCUACACGCCGACGUCGUCGACAACAAGCCCGGUCAGCGCGACUCCGCCCACGAGGCCUUCCGCGCCAGAACCCGCUGCCGCCGGCGCUGUCACUGCUUCUUCCUCCUCGUCAACCCAGGCGACAGUGGCAGGAGGGUCCAGCAGGACUGCCGUGGCCUCGACUUCGGCCAGCAGGACGACCAACAAACGCCCAGCUCCCCAGAACGAGUCCGCCUCAGACAGCGAGCGAGCCCCACGCACCAGCAUGACGCGCAAUAGAUCUGCGACGGCAUCGGACGCGGCCUCGGCGGGAAGCACUCCCCUCGACAUACUGCCGUCCAUACGGUUUAGCACCUUUUAUGAUCCCAGGGCGACGCGACCAUCCCUGACGUUCACUCCGGUCUCGAGGACGUUACCCACCGGGGGCGAGGUCAUACGAGUGGGACGGUAUUCUGAGCGGGAUACACAACAAAAUGUGCCCACCAACGUCCCGUCCGCCGCUCCUGUCGGCUUCAAGUCCAAGGUUGUGAGCAGGAGACAUUGCGAGUUCUGGUACGAGGAGGGCAAGUGGUACAUUAAGGAUGUCAAGAGCUCUAGUGGGACUUUCCUGAACCACAUACGGCUGAGCCCUCCCGGCACGGAGAGCAAGCCGUUCCCGGUCAACGAUGGAGAUAUCGUACAGCUCGGAAUAGACUUUAAAGGAGGAGAGGAGAUGAUCUUCCGUUGCGUCAAGAUGCGGCUGGAGCUGAACCGUGGUUGGCAGAACAAGCUCAACACUUUUAAUCUGACCACGCACAAGCGCCUACGGAACAUGACCAUGUCGGGCGAGUCCGGCGGUGCGCCACAGACCUCGCAGGACUGCUCAAUAUGCCUGAGCUCGAUAGCAUACCCCAUCUUCAUAUGCCCUAAUUGCCGGGCAGCCGCCGAUCUGGAGGCCGAGGUGGAGGACCCCGAGGAGUGGCAGCAGCUCGGCUCAGACGACGGGCAGGCGAGCGAGGCGCCCGCCGCCGAGACGGCCAUGGCGGUCGACCCGGACGAGACGCAGGCGCUCGAGGUGGACGGCCGGCCCGAGCCCCCACAGCAGCAGCCCGCGCCGGUAUCAAGCCACCCCGUGCAGCACAGCCUCGCAGACUCGGACAUGGAGAUCGACCCGCCGUCGCAGCAGCCGCCACCACCACCACCAGCAGCAGCGCCCGCCGCCUCGUCCCGCCCGGCCUCGGCAGAAGACGCGACCAUGUCCGUCUCCCACGCGACCUCGCACCCGGUGCCCAUCCCCAACGCCGCCGCCGCCCGCCGCGUCGCCUCGGAGGACGACACGGGCAACUCGACGCCCACCAACGAGCAGCGGCAGACCCGCACGCCCUCGCCCGUCAACGGCAACCCGCCGCCCAACGCCGAGGGCCCCAUCACCCCGCGUAACGACGCCGGCCCUUGGGUCUUUGACGGCAGCGGCGUGCGCACGCGGUCCGGCGGCGCUGCUGCUGCCGCCGCCGGGCGGGCGAGCACGGACAGCCGCAGGGGCGAGAUGAGGAGCCUGGACGCGGCGGCCGAGAUGUUGAAUCAGCAAAAUUAG
Thyridium curvatum is the source of this 1803-nucleotide messenger RNA. RefSeq lists its product as uncharacterized. Gene Ontology annotation, molecular function: ubiquitin protein ligase activity; protein binding. Gene Ontology annotation, biological process: protein ubiquitination; negative regulation of septation initiation signaling; mitotic spindle assembly checkpoint signaling. The transcript is spliced from 3 exons. The record is from RefSeq and is a predicted model, not a curated record. Gene Ontology annotation, cellular component: ubiquitin ligase complex; cell division site; mitotic spindle pole body. Lineage: Eukaryota; Fungi; Ascomycota; Sordariomycetes; Thyridiales; Thyridiaceae. The coding region runs from base 1 to 1803 and encodes 600 amino acids.